Molecule: messenger RNA, 2544 nt
Organism: Lindgomyces ingoldianus
Lineage: Eukaryota; Fungi; Ascomycota; Dothideomycetes; Pleosporales; Lindgomycetaceae
Product: P-loop containing nucleoside triphosphate hydrolase protein
Exons: 3
Coding region: 53-2347 (764 amino acids)
Cellular component (GO): intracellular anatomical structure; spliceosomal complex
Molecular function (GO): RNA binding; ATP binding; RNA helicase activity
Source: RefSeq, a predicted model, not a curated record
UCUGACACCAAAAUACAAACUUCCGUUUCCGCUUACUGCACGAGGUCGAGCCAUGACGGUGGAACGACAAGCAGACUUCGAGGAAGAUAUCUCCCGCGUUAAGCGAGUAAAGGUGGAGCAGAACGGCUACUCGAAGACCGACCCUGCAAACAACCCCUACCUGGCGCAUUGGGCCGACGACCCACACACCCCCGAGAGCCAGGCCCACCGCCUCUACUCCUUCCAGCGCCAUGCGACAACCGCAAAGGCCGCCCGCGCUGCUGAGGAUGGCCCUAUCAAUCCCUUCACCGGCAGGACGUUGACGGGAAAGUACAUGAGCAUCCUUCACAAGCGACGAGACCUGCCCGUACAUGCGCAGAGAGACGAGUUCUUGAAGCUCUACCAGGAGUCGCAAAUCUUGGUCUUCGUCGGUGAGACUGGUUCUGGCAAAACUACGCAGAUCCCCCAGUUCGUCCUCUACGAUGACCUCCCCCACCUCAACAAGAAGUUGGUCGCCUGUACCCAGCCCCGCCGAGUCGCCGCCAUGUCCGUCGCCCAGCGUGUUGCCGAGGAGAUGGACGUCCAACUGGGCGAGGAGGUCGGAUAUAGCAUUCGCUUCGAGGACAAGACCGGCCCAAAGACAAUGCUGAAGUACAUGACGGACGGGAUGUUGCUGCGCGAAGCUAUGCACGACAACAACCUGACGAGGUAUAGCACUAUCAUACUUGACGAAGCCCACGAGAGGACCUUGGCUACAGAUAUCUUGAUGGGUCUCUUGAAAGAGGUUGUUUUGAGGAGGAAAGAUCUGAAAUUGAUCAUUAUGUCCGCUACGUUAGACGCGACCAAGUUUCAGAAGUACUUCCACGACGCACCGCUUCUUGCCGUGCCUGGACGAACCCACCCUGUCGAGAUCUUCUACACGCCGGAACCGGAGCGGGACUACCUUGAAGCCGCAAUCCGAACUGUCUUGCAGAUUCAUACCAGCGAACCCGAGGGCGACAUCUUGUUGUUCCUUACGGGCGAAGAGGAGAUUGAGGAUGCCUGCAGGAAGAUCAGAAUGGAGACUGAAGAAGCAAUAAGCGAUGGCAUCGCUGGUCCAAUCAUGGUAUAUCCGCUUUACGGAACCCUUCCUCCUCAGCAGCAGCAGCGGAUAUUCCAACCAGCUCCUCCUGCAGCUAAGCCCGGUGGUCGGCCUGGACGCAAGUGCAUCGUCUCUACCAACAUUGCCGAAACAUCACUCACUAUUGAUGGUAUCGUUUAUGUGGUGGACCCGGGCUUCAGCAAGCAAAAGGUCUACAACCCUCGUAUUCGAGUCGAGUCCCUUCUCGUGUCACCAAUCUCAAAAGCGUCUGCACAGCAACGUGCUGGUCGUGCCGGUCGUACUCGACCCGGAAAGUGCUUCCGCUUGUAUACGGAGGAGACAUUCAAGACGCAGCUCAUUGCUCAAACAUACCCUGAGGUUCUCCGGUCGAAUUUGGCGAACACGGUCCUGGAGCUCAAGAAGCUGGGCAUCGACGACCUCGUUCACUUUGACUUGAUGGAUCCUCCAGCCCCUGAGACAUUGAUGCGCGCGCUCGAGGAACUCAACUAUCUAGCAUGCCUCGACGACGAAGGUGAACUGACCCAGCUGGGCCAGCUAGCUUCUGAAUUUCCCCUGGAUCCAGCGCUGGCGGUGAUGCUCAUCAGCUCUCCGGAAUUCUACUGUUCCAAUGAGAUUCUCUCGCUCACGGCCCUCCUUUCCGUCCCCCAGAUCUUCGUCAGCCCUACCAACAAACGUAAACAAGCCAACGAGAUGAAGGACCUAUUUGCGCAUCCCGACGGCGAUCAUCUGACGAUGUUGAACGUUUACCAUGCUUUCAAGAACCAACCCGCAGGUGAUCAAAAGCAAUGGUGUCAUGACCACUUCCUGUCAUACCGCGCUCUUACCCAUGCCGAUGACGUUCGGCUUCAGCUCAGGCGUAUCAUGGAGGCGAGGGAGAUCGAGUUCGUUUCGACCAAGCACGGUGACAAGAACUACUACGAGAACAUCCAGCGGGCGCUCGUAGCUGGAUUCUUCAUGCAGGUUGCCAAGAAAGAUGGCAGCGGGAAGAACUACGUUACAGUCAAAGAUGACCAGACUGUUAUCCUACAUCCCAGUACUGUCCUCGCUGUAGAUGCAGAGUGGGUGGUGUAUAAUGAAUUUGUGCUUACAAGUAAGAAUUUCAUUCGCACAGUCACGGUUGUGAAACCAGAGUGGCUUCUAGAUAUUGCCCCUAUGUACUACGAUCUCGAUACCUUCAAGAAAGGCGAGGUCAAGGCGGCCCUGCAGAGAUGCCAGAAUAAGAUCAAUCGGAAUAUGGCUGGCAAGAAGGCAGCUACUAGGUAUUGAUAUCGGGUUUAUUAUUUGACGGCAGUGCAUUGGAGUCAUACGGGGACGGCAUCUAUGGAUCUGGGCCAUUGGCAUUGAUAGACUUGUUCGAUAGGUAUCGGGAGUGGAGGAAGUGGAAUAUGAGUUCUGUGACUCGGUCGGUAUGGUCUCGAGUAAGCGGAUCAAAGCAAUCGAAAAUGAAGAACUAUGUUACAAUU